AUGAUGGUCCACUGUGCCGGCUGCGAACGGCCCAUCCUGGACCGGUUCCUCCUCAACGUGCUGGACCGAGCCUGGCACGCCAAGUGCGUCCAGUGCUGCGAGUGCAACUGCAACCUCACCGAGAAGUGCUUCUCCAGGGACGGCAAGCUCUAUUGCAAAAUGGACUUUUUCAGGCGGUUUGGAACUAAAUGCGCGGGCUGUCUGCAGGGAAUCUCGCCAAGCGACCUGGUCCGCAAAGCCCGCAGCAAGGUGUUUCACCUGAACUGCUUCACCUGCAUGGUGUGUAACAAGCAGCUGUCCACGGGAGAGGAGCUCUACGUGAUAGACGAGAACAAGUUCGUGUGCAAAGAAGAUUACAUGAGCUCCGGGGCCAUCAAGGAAGUCAACUUGAACUCAGUGUCGUCGUGUACAGAUAGGAGUUUAUCGCCGGAUCUGCAGGACCCGAUGCAGGACGACAUAAAAGAGACGGACAAUUCAACGUCCUCAGAUAAGGAAACGAACAAUAUUGAGAACGAGGAGCAGAACUCGGGGACCAAAAGGCGGGGGCCCCGGACCACCAUCAAGGCCAAGCAGCUGGAAACGUUAAAGGCCGCGUUUGUCGCCACACCGAAACCGACCCGGCACAUCCGGGAACAGCUGGCCCAGGAGACGGGACUAAACAUGCGGGUGAUCCAGGUUUGGUUCCAGAACAGAAGAUCCAAAGAGCGGCGGAUGAAGCAGCUGAGUGCUCUUGGGGCCCGGCGGCACGCCUUCUUCAGGGGCCCGAGGAGGAUGAGGCCCCUGGGAGGCAGGCUGGAGGAUCCGGAUAUUUUAGGACCCGGGGCCUACGGAUACUACGGAGAGUACCAAGGUGACUAUUACGGACCAGGAAGUAACUACGACUUCUUCCCCCACGGCCCUCCAUCCUCACAGGCUCAGUCUCCAGCCGAGUCCCCCUACAUCCUGGGCUCUGGCCCCGGAGCCAUGGAGGGGUCGGGCCACCACCCUUCAGACGACCAAAGGUUCACGGACAUGAUCUCCCAUGCGGAAACCCCCAGUCCGGAGCCGGGCUUACCGAGCUCCCUGCAGCCUGUCCAAGGGGAGGCGUACGGGGGCGGACCCAGUCCUCCUUUCUCCUUGGCUAGUAACUCCAGCUACAGCGCUCCCAUGUCCCACCAAGGCCCGGAGAUGGGAGAGAGCACAGCCUGGUAAAGGACGCACCACAGGGACCGCUCGUGGGCUGAAUGUCGGCCUAGAUAAUUCAGGAGACGAAUAAAAAAAAAAAA
This is a messenger RNA of Plectropomus leopardus (leopard coralgrouper), 1265 nucleotides long. It is a transcript of the gene lhx5, whose product is annotated as LIM homeobox 5. Lineage: Eukaryota; Metazoa; Chordata; Actinopteri; Perciformes; Serranidae. Gene Ontology annotation, molecular function: zinc ion binding; DNA-binding transcription factor activity, RNA polymerase II-specific; RNA polymerase II transcription regulatory region sequence-specific DNA binding. The record is from RefSeq and is a predicted model, not a curated record. Gene Ontology annotation, biological process: neuron differentiation; regulation of transcription by RNA polymerase II. Gene Ontology annotation, cellular component: nucleus.